This is a messenger RNA of Parnassius apollo (apollo), 696 nucleotides long. The record is from the annotation of a GenBank genome assembly. Lineage: Eukaryota; Metazoa; Arthropoda; Insecta; Lepidoptera; Papilionidae.
AUGUUUAAAUCGCCACCAAAAACUUCGAAUAAACGGAACACGCCCUCACGUUCCGAUUCUGAUAUACGCAAAUUGUGUUCUGAAGAAGGCUUAGCGCCUGACGAAUUUAUAGCACACAAUGUAACGCAACGAACAAAACGCCGAUAUCCAUCAGGCGCUGGAGCUCCUGAGUUUCUAGAGGAGUUAACCACAAUUAAGAGCGAUAUAACAAACGAUAUCAAAAGCAUGAUCAAAGAGUUGUUGUCUGCACAAACUUCAAGGAUGGAUAAAUUUGAAAAUUAUUUAUUAGAUAUUAAAAACCAAAACUCAAAAAUAGAAAAUACCAACACCGACUUAGAAAAGUCCAUGAACUUUAUAUCUGAACAAAUAACUUCGCUGGAGACUAAAAUUACUUACCUGGAACAGGAGCGUACCACCGUGGCUUACAAACUAUCUUCGCUGGAAGAGAAAAUGGAGACUCUUGAUCGCAGUUGCAUAAAGACUUGUGUUGAAAUUCGCAAUUUACCCAAGAGGAUCCAAGAGUCGAAGAAAGAUCUAUAUGAUAUGCUAAUAAAAUUAUCAAAGCUCAUAGAAAUCGAUCUGCAGGUCUCUGAUAUUCGUGAUGUGUCAAGGCAAUAUUCGAAAAAGGAAAACAAAACAUCUAAUCUGACAGUUGAGUUCUCCAAUACUCUUAUAAAAACAUUUCCCAGCCUCUAG